GGCUGGCCGGCGGGGCGGACUGGCUGACUGUGCCCACCCCCCCCGGAUAGCGAGUCCUCCUUCCCCACUGCAAGCGCGACUAGCUCGCCGCACGGUGUUCCGCCCCCCUGCGGCGGCGCCCGUCUAGCUGAGGCCCGGCCAGUGCACGGUGCUGCUAUUGCUGCUGCUGUUGUUGUUGCUGCGGGAGUGAAACGGGACAGGCCCGCGCGUGUGCGGGCUCGCGAGCGAGCGCCGCGCGGGGUCAAGAUGGCGGACGGCUGCGCCUGGAUUCUCGUGCUCGGGUCCGUGCUGCUGUGCAACCUCGUCAAGGCGCUCCUGCCCACCGUCUCCUCCCUCCUGUCCAGGAUCCUGCAGAAGGACGCUGAGCAGGAGACGCAGAUGCGCAUGGAGAUCCAGGACAUGAGGCAGGAGCUCUCCGCCAUCAGCAUGAUGGACGAGUUCGCCCGCUAUGCCCGGCUCGAGCGCAGGAUCAACAAGAUGACGGACAAGCUGAAGACCCACGUCAAGUCGCGGACCGCUCAGCUGGCCAAAAUCAAGUGGGUGGUGAACAUCGUUUUCUACAUCCUGCAGGCCGCUCUGAUGAUCUCUCUGAUCUGGAAGUACUACGCUGACCCGGUGAUGGUCCUGCCCAGCAAGUGGAUCGCGCCCCUGGAGCGCCUGGUGGCCUUUCCGUCUGGCGUCACAGGUGGCGUGGGGAUCACAUGCUGGCUCGUGGUAUGCAACAAAGUGGUUGCCAUUGUUCUUCAGGCUUUCGGCUGAGGACAGACCACAGUCCGCUCCCCCCCAAAACUGCUGGAUCCUUCUGCAUGGAGACACCUCAACUCCAGAACGUACAGUUUUUCUUUUGGGUUUGUCGAAUUCCAGUGUUUUCCAAGACCCUCCCGGGCCUGCUGGCUGAGUGUUGGGGGAAGAGCCCGAGCUUGUUCUGGAGAACUAGAGAGGCCUUCUUGUCCUCAACUACGGCCACUGACACCGCUGACCAGGACUGGGGAGUGUGGAAAGGAACUGUAGCUUUCUGGAAUCUGAGACACUUUUUCAAGGUUUAUUGUUUCUGCAAAGUUACCAGGAUACAAAAAGAAGUUCCUGAGGAAGCAACACUUUUAGUCUCAACCUGACCAUUUUGUGUACAUGUGCAUUGUGUUAUUGUGUCUGUUUUUAGUAAUGUAAAGUAAAUGGUAGUUAUUUGUAGUUUUGUUGAAAAUGCAUUCACUUUGAAAUGAACACAUCAACUACUGGAAUGUGAAUGUGAAAUGUAUCUAGUAGAUUAAACUCUACAGUAACUGCCUACACUAACACAGACUUGUUGGAAAGGAUCAAAUUAAUAUAAGGUUAGUUUAUAAGAUAAAGGUCUUCCUGCCAGUUUUGUCUUGAUUCAGGAAUCACACCCCUGCACUGGUUGUGCUGGCGAUGCUGACAAAAUGAUAGGUGUAUCUUAACACUAGAGCGGUGCAGUCUGGAGUUCAGCAUCAUCCAAGCCAAUACAGACUCGGGAAGGGUUCUCGUGGUUUGUUUCUGCUGUCCGUCUCAGCCCGGUGUCUUUGCUGAGUUUUCAGGACUGUACCAGUGUGUUUUUUUUCAGCGUGUGACAUGUUUUCCCUGUGCACCAAUAAACCAACUACAAAAACA
Molecule: messenger RNA, 1626 nt
Organism: Lepisosteus oculatus (spotted gar)
Lineage: Eukaryota; Metazoa; Chordata; Actinopteri; Semionotiformes; Lepisosteidae
Source: RefSeq, a predicted model, not a curated record